This is a messenger RNA of Lymnaea stagnalis (great pond snail), 2912 nucleotides long. The record is from the annotation of a GenBank genome assembly. Lineage: Eukaryota; Metazoa; Mollusca; Gastropoda; Lymnaeidae.
UGUUAAGAAAGUAUGGGGAAAAAACAUGGAACCUCUUUCAAUGUCUGAUUGGUUUCCCAUAAAUUCUUGGAUAAUGGUUCGUCCCAUCUCAGAAAAUGAUCCAACGUAAGUACGUACCCAUGGGUAUUAGUUCUGCGGGGAUCGUCUUCUCUCUAAUGUUUUUCACUCUCCCAAAGUACGUGUAUCCCUACAAUCCACUGUUCAAAUACGAGCUUAAUUGCUCUCACCUAUGUACGUGUCGUGAAAACCCCAUGGAAAGCAUUAUGAGACAAUUUAACCAGAAACACUUCAUCUUAAUGGGCGAGAAAUACAGACCUGAAAUUAACAGAUUUGACUCAAGAUCGGAUUACAUGGGUUUCCUUGGGAUAUUUGCACCCAUACUGCAUAGAAUAGCAGACGUUUCGUGUAUAUUGUCCGAUGGACAAGUCCACUCAGUCACCUCCUUGCUCAACGGUGUCGACUUCUAUAUGUACACCGCUCUACAAGUAAAAUGCCGCAAAAAAGAGAUUCUAAUUUGGGAUAUUCCAUCGUGGCACACAUCAUUUAACAUCUUUGCGAGUGAGCACUGCACCAUCCUGCCCAAAGAGCCGGUAACGAGAAUAAUCAUUCCCAUGAACCUCUGGAUCGCAGACAUCGAAAAAGGUGGGCCUACCGUCAUAGAGAAGCUUGACCUGAAAUUUUCAAUGAAUACAAUGUCUUUAGUGAUAGUGGGUUCGCGGAUAACGUCCCCACCCAAACAGUGGAAAGACAAGUACAUGUUAUCGGCAUCCCAUUUAACCCUGAAAGAAAACCACAUCGAAAGCUACGAGUGCGACCUCCUGUUCACCAAGCGGUUGGAUACACUGAACCUCGAAGGCAACCAUCUCACUCGUUUUCCCGAAUGUGUUCUCGACCCCAAGAACGUUAAACUGAAUUACUUGUCCCUGUCGCUCAAUCACAUCAGUGACUUGACACCAAUACUCGAAGCACCAGAUAGUUCCCAAGUGCCCGACAUAUUCAUAAUUAACUUGAGUCAUAAUAAAAUCAGAAGUGUGGAGUCGAUACGAAAUAUGGGCCGCAUGCACGUGCUCGACCUCAGCAACAAUGACAUAAGGGAGGUGUCAAAAGACGCCUUUAUUAAUCUGAAGAAUCUAAAGAAAUUGUACUUGAGUAACAACCGCCUCCAGGUCCUCGCACUGCACACAUUUCUCGCCAAUUCAAAGUUGGAGCUUCUCGAUGUAAGUCACAACGCAUUGGUUUCUAUAAAUCCCGAAAACAUGCCCGAAGAUAGAGCUGCACUGGAGCUGGACGUCCGUGACAACAAGUUGAUAUACCCACCGUGGAAAGAGUGCGCUCGAAACCCCAUCACAAACGCUCGCCUUAGAAUAGUAUCUGGAAAUAAUCCGUAUUUUUGUGAUUGUGACAUGAUUGACUUCGAGAAGUGUGUUAAAUGGUUGGACAACAAAACAGCCAAUGGCACUUCAGCUGAGACCGUAUUUCUGGAUAUGAAUCAGAUGAAAUGUUUUGGCCCGCCCCUAGUUAAGGGCAAAGAAAUAAAAUCUCUGUUAUUUCACACCCAUUGCCAAAUUAUCGACAACUGCCCUCAUCCCUGCAAGUGCUUUCUUGAAAAUCUGGACACACUUAGAAUAAAUUGUUCGUCCAGUAAACUGCUAGAACUACCAGACGCUUUACCGACUUAUCCUGAUGCGCGUGUCGUCCUUUACAUGGACCACAACCCGCUGCAGAUGCUGAGUUAUCGGUCUUACCUUUCACAGCUCUCCGAGCUUCAUAUGGACAACUGUUUACUGAUGUCCGUUACUCCAGCCGCCAUUUCCGCACUGCAGAACAUCCGUGUAUUGACGCUCCACAACAACCUGCUGCAGAAGCUGCCAUCAAGCACGCGCAAUCUGACGCUGAAUCACGCCACCAACGUGACGCUACACAACAACAGGUGGUCGUGCUCGUGCGAGAGUCUCUGGUUGCCCCGCUGGAUCACCAAGCACAAGUCAUCCCUCUGGAUGCCCGGGAACAUCGUCUGCGACUACCUGAGGAAGCCCGUCGAGGAGCUGAACGAGAUGGAUUUAAACUGCAAGUCCUCCUCGUACAUGGACACGUUCCUCGCCAUCAGCCUGGCGCUGUCGUCGGUCGUGUCCACUCUCGUCAUCGUCUUCUGCUACCGAUCUGAAAUCACCGUGCUGCUCUAUUCAAAGCUUGGACUAAGAAUCGGCUACAGCUUCUCCUACGGAGAUUGCUUCAAUCCCUAUGACGCCUUCGUGUCGUACAGCCAGGACAAUUACAGGUGGGUGGUCGAUACUCUAGUGCCUCAUCUGGAAAACGGGCCGCGAAAAUACCGGCUCUGCUUGCACUACCGAGAUUUCCCUGCAGGAGAACCUGUGGUCGAUAACAUCCCCUGGGCGAUACGACUCAGUCGCUGUGCUAUUUUGGUUCUUAGCAAGGACUUUCUUAAAAAGGAAUGGUGCAUCAUGGAUGUGCGCGCGGCGUUCCAGCGGCUCCUCUUGGUCGCCAAUCGCCUCAUCAUCAUCGCCACCGAUGACAUCAACGUCGAGGAGCUGUCCCCGGACCUCAGAGCCUACAUGAACACCCACGAUUACCUCAGGGUGGGAGAGCCGUGCUUCUGGGACAAGCUCGAGAUGUUUUUGCCACCUAAGAAAGCGUCAGGUCUUGAGCCAGAGUCUUACGCGACCGCAAUGCCAGGGCCGGGCGGGGAAGGGGGUACGACCAAAAUGAGUGACAGAAAUGAGGACAUGAUUGGCACUGACGUGUCGGACAUGUCAUUCCAACACGGGGACUCGGUCCUGAUACGGCCGAGAUAAAAGACGUACCAAAUGAGGUGGACAAAGUGAAGUUAACAUAAGUCACAGAAUGUGUAGAAGAAAAUGGCACAUAUUAGCUGAUUAUGGAGUGGAUAUUUU